Molecule: messenger RNA, 3948 nt
Organism: Austrofundulus limnaeus
Lineage: Eukaryota; Metazoa; Chordata; Actinopteri; Cyprinodontiformes; Rivulidae
Gene: gc2
Product: guanylyl cyclase 2
Exons: 26
Coding region: 572-3862 (1096 amino acids)
Biological process (GO): intracellular signal transduction; protein phosphorylation; receptor guanylyl cyclase signaling pathway
Cellular component (GO): plasma membrane
Molecular function (GO): ATP binding; protein kinase activity; guanylate cyclase activity
Source: RefSeq, a predicted model, not a curated record
AUGGCUGCCACAGCUAAUCAACAUUAGCUGACACAAAAAGGCCCAUAACUCAGUGAACGUUACAAACACUGAGCUAAAGCUUGGGGGUUGUAGCUGGGGUUAUACCCACAGAACAUGAUUAAUGUUUUUUUUUUUUUUAAAGUUUGACCAAAAUGGCUGCAACGCUGUCAUUUCUCAACGUAAGAUGAUUUUAGUUUUGAGAGUUGCAGAAGUGAAGUCAGAGGGUUCAUCUGGCAGAUCAGGACUUCACAUCUGGACUGAUCCGUCUCRGUUCUGACUGAGUCGCUUCCAGAGAGAGAGGAUGGGUCACACACUUGGUCCAGAUCAUCCCCUCACAAAUCCACAGGCAUGUGUGAGCUAAAUGAAAUGGUACUGUUUGGAUGGGACUGAGGAGGUGGCAGACAAGRUUUGGGGAUCUUUUAGCUGUUAAAGAACAGAAAGCAAUGGAAUCAGAUUGUACUGUGGUACUUUGGAUCAGAGGAUUUAACUUGGACAGCAUCUCUUGUUCAUCUCAUCAGUGUAUGGGCAGUUGUUCUUCAUCCACUGAGCUGUAGAGGUGGUGAGGCUGGAGAUGCGUCGGCAGCAAUGUGCCUUCACCCCUACCACUCCUUCGCUCCUUCCUCUCUGUUCCCCCUCGAGGUUCCUCUUGGUUCUCCUCACCUCCCUGUGUUUGUUACCGUCCCAAACCAACGCAGCCUGGUUUCAGGUCGGGGUGGUGGGACCGUGGGGGUGUGACCCCAUGUUCGGCAAGGCUCUUCCACACGUGGCAGCGCAGCUGGCUGUCAAUCGCAUCAACAGAGACCCCUCGUUGACCCACGCCAAGACGUUCGCCUACGCUGUGCUGCAGGAAUCAUGUGAGACAUCCAGGGGUCUGGAGGCUUUUGUGRGUUUUCACACCAAGGCCUCUGGUUUCAUUGGACCUACCAACCCUGGAUACUGCGAUGCUGCUUCAAUGCUGAGUAAAGGCUGGAACAAAGCAAUAUUUCCUUGGGCUUGUGUCGGCUAUGAGCUGGAUGAUGUUCGGAGCCAUCCCACCUUUGCCCGAUCACUGGCCAGGCCCACCCAGGUGCUUCACAGAGUCAUGAGCUACUUCAGGUGGGCUCAUAUUGGCAUCAUCUCRUCCUCAGAGGACGUCUGGGUAGAAACGGCAACUAAGGUGGCUGACUCCUUGAGGACCCAUGGUAUUCCAGUCAGACUGGUCAGUUUUAUGGAAAACACACCUCAUGGUAUUAGACGAACUCUGGCCAAAGUCCGCAAGAUGAAAGAAAUACGAGUUGUGAUCCUCUGCAUGCACUCGGCUCUGAUCGGUGGCUCAGCCCAAAAACAUCUCCUGGAAACAGCCUACGACAUGCAGAUGAUCGACGGCUCCUUGGUGUUUGUGCCCUACGACACGCUGCUCUACAGUCUGCCCUACCGCAAUGUGACCUUCCCAGCACUGAAAAGCAACGGCAAACUCAUGCAAGCCUACGAUGCUGUGUUGACCGUCACCAUCGAYUCCCCCAAGGUGUCGUUCUACGAGGUCUACAGAGAGGCUAUGGAGAGAGGAGAGGUGGUGAGGACCAUGAAACCUCAACAGGUGUCUCCUCUGUUUGGUACCAUCUACAACUCAAUUCUGUUCAUGGCUCACACGGUGCAUCGCGUUCGAGAGUCAGGAGAGUGGAUGUCUGGAGGAAAUCUGGCACAAAGUACACGUAGCCUGGACUUCCAGGGAUUUAGCCACUCCAUUAGAACCAGUAGCUCUGGAGAGGUUCAGCUCGACUACCUCAUACUAGACACAGAUGGGUCGUCCCUGCAUCUGAGGCCAACCUACAGGAUCGACUCUGAGACUGGGAUGGUUCGCUUCCUAGGUAAAGAGAUUCACUUCCCACAAGGGUAUGGGCCCAGGAGGGACUCUGCCUGCUGGUUUACACCUGGAGUCAUCUGCUCAGGGGGGGUGGAUUUGUUUUUGACCAUCACCAUGUUUGUUGGCUUGAUAGCUGCUUCUGUUACUUCCGUGGCUCUCUUGUACUUCAUCAGGCGACGAAUCACUCAGAUCCGAAUGGUCAGAGGCCCCAACAAGAUCCUGUUAACUCUGGACGAUGUCACUUUCAUUAAUCCGUCACUAAGCAACAAGAAACUGAGUUUGGAUGACAGCAGGACCAGCCUUGCCAGGAGCACGUCUGAGCGCAGCUUUAACACGACACCCUCCUCUCAGUCCCCAGCCACCUAUGAAAACUCUAAUGUUGUCAUUUUUGAGGGGGACUGGGCAUGGCUAAAGAGACUACCUGAUGGAAACUUUGGCCGCAUAAACUCCAAAACCAGUGAUGUCUUCGAACUGAUGAACGACAUGCGAAAUGAGAACGUCAACCCUUUCCUUGGCUUUUUCCAUGACUGUGGCGUGUUCGCUAUCGUGACAGAGUUCUGCUCCAGAGGCAGCCUUGAAGACCUGCUGCUGAAUGAUGACGUCAAACUGGACUGGAUGUUUAAGUCGUCUCUGCUGUUGGAUCUGAUAAAGGGAAUGAAGUAUCUUCAUCACCGCGGAGUGUGUCACACUCGUCUCAAGUCUCGAAACUGUGUGGUGGACGGGCGGUUUGUCCUCAAGGUUACAGACUAUGGCUACAAUGAGGUCCUAGAGUCACAGAGGUUCCCCUUCGUUGAAAUACGUCCAGAAGAGCUGCUGUGGACAGCUCCAGAGAUCCUGAGAAGUGGGCAGCCAGGACUUCACGGGACUCUCCCCGGAGAUGUGUACAGCUUUUCCAUCGUCAUGCAGGAGGUUGUGAUCAGAGGACCUCCUUUCUGCAUGUUGGACCUGUCCGAUGCAGAGAUCAUAGAGAAGCUGCAAAGGCCUCCUCCUUUGUGCCGUCCUGUGGUCAGUCCAGAUUUUGCUCCAAUGGAGUGCAUUCAGCUGAUGAAACAGUGUUGGAAUGAACAGCCAGACAAGAGGCCAACCUUCGAUGAGAUCUUUGAUCAGUUUAAGAAUAUUAAUAAAGGAAAGAAAACCAACAUCAUAGACUCCAUGCUGAGGAUGCUGGAGCAGUACUCCUCGAACUUGGAGGAGCUGAUCCGAGAGCGAACAGAGGAGCUGGAAAUUGAAAAACAGAAAACAGAGAAGCUUCUAACGCAGAUGUUGCCUGCGUGUGUUGCAGAGGCUUUGAUGAUUGGAGGGACGGUGACCCCAGAAUACUUUGACAACGUGUCGCUCUAUUUCAGCGACAUCGUUGGCUUCACCACCAUCUCAGCCAACAGCGAACCCAUUGAGGUAGUUGACCUCCUCAAUGACCUCUACACCCUUUUUGAUGCCAUCAUAGGAAACCAUGAUGUUUACAAGGUGGAGACGAUUGGUGAUGCCUACAUGGUGGCAUCAGGAGUCCCCGUCCCCAAUGACAACCGCCAUGCUGCAGAGAUUGCCAAUAUGUCUCUGGACAUUCUCAGUGCUGUGGGCACCUUUAAAAUGAGACACAUGCCUGACGUUCCUGUCAGGAUACGCAUCGGACUCCAUACAGGUCCGUGUGUAGCUGGCGUGGUGGGUCUCACGAUGCCUCGCUACUGUCUUUUUGGAGACACAGUGACCACUGCUUCUCGCAUGGAGUCCAGUGGGAUGCCCUACAGGAUCCAUGUCCAUCAGAGUACAGUGAAGGUCCUACAGGAACUCAACCUCGGCUACAAGCUGGAGCUGAGAAGUCGCACCGAAGUCAGGGGAAAAGGAAUAGAAGAGACAUACUGGCUUGUGGGGAGAGACGGAUUUACCAAACCUCUACCUGUUCCUCCAGAAGUCAAGUCAGGGCAACAGGCCCAUGGGCUGCAGAUCGCCGAGAUAGCCCAGUACAAGAAACGGAAAGCCGAGAAACAACAGCAGGAACAACUUGCAAAGAAGAAAAACUGAGAAUGACACUGCAUCCAACGCGGGACCUGAAACAGGUGUUUCACAAAGCCGUGAAGAAGAUCGCUCACGUCCGAGUUGUGACUCAG